This is a messenger RNA of Necator americanus (New World hookworm), 714 nucleotides long. RefSeq lists its product as uncharacterized. The coding region runs from base 1 to 714 and encodes 237 amino acids. The transcript is spliced from 5 exons. The record is from RefSeq and is a predicted model, not a curated record. Lineage: Eukaryota; Metazoa; Nematoda; Chromadorea; Rhabditida; Ancylostomatidae. Gene Ontology annotation, molecular function: hexosyltransferase activity. Gene Ontology annotation, cellular component: Golgi membrane.
AUGGCCACAUUCAUCGCUGGGUAUAAACCGGGGAUUUUUGAUUGGGUCCAAUUUCAGUACAAUUUCACAAUCCUUUUCCCUCUUGGAAUAUCAUUGAAUAAUACUGUAAAUGAAGCUGUAAUGAACGAGCACAGACAGUAUGGUGAUAUACUACAGGCUGACUUUCUAGACACUUACCGAAACCUUACACUGAAGACGUAUGCACAUUCUCGAUACAUAAGCCAGAACUGCAUGAAUGUACGGGCUGUAGUGAAAGUUGACGACGAUAUUGCUUGGAAUGUUCGUCUCUUAUUUGACUAUUUGUCCGAGAUUGAUCCGGAAAGAAACGUUCUGUACUGCCGAUCAGUAAAGAAGCCUCAUGUGGAUCGAAAGAAAUCAAGUAAAUGGUAUGUUUCAAUGAAGGAAUAUCCUUACAAAUAUUUCCCGGAGUAUUGUCUGAGUCCAAUAUACGCAGCUACACCAUCUACUGUCAAAACCUUACACGACGAGACAAUUAAUGCACGAUUCAUUUGGCUCGACGACGUUUUUAGCACUGGAAUCGUGGGACGAGAAGCUGGUGUCUCAUUUAGGGAAAUGUCAGUGAACGUGGACGACAAGGACUAUGGUCCAUUUUUGGAUGGGUCUGUGAUAGCACAGUAUCUCAGAGAACAGGAUGAUCUGAGCACACUGCUGGAAGCUACUAGCAGCAACGAUACCGCUUCUUCGUUGCCCUAA